Molecule: messenger RNA, 975 nt
Organism: Stomoxys calcitrans (stable fly)
Lineage: Eukaryota; Metazoa; Arthropoda; Insecta; Diptera; Muscidae
Product: histone H3-like centromeric protein A
Exons: 2
Coding region: 44-613 (189 amino acids)
Cellular component (GO): nucleosome
Molecular function (GO): DNA binding; structural constituent of chromatin; protein heterodimerization activity
Source: RefSeq, a predicted model, not a curated record
UCAAAAGCGACGCUCAAAUUUAAACUAACAAAAUUUAUUGAAAAUGUCACCCAGAAAAUUAUCGAGCACAAAACGAAGUGCCGCUAUCAGAAGAGUAGGAACGUUAGGUGAUGCAUCAGUCAGUGAAUCCAAUAUCUCCUCACCUCUAGAAUUAUCACCCAUCCAGAACCCAUACGAAAUCUUGCCAACCACUAGCCGGGCAGCUAGAGCUCGUGGGGAGCUACAGUUCACACUGACCAACUCUACCAAUCGGAAGGAACGCAACACAACAUCGACUCCCAAAAGCCCAGUAAAAGGCGCAGCUCGUCGUAAACGCAAGACUCCUUAUCAACUUCAGAAAGCCAAUUUAAGGGAAAUACGAAAAUUGCAAAGUUCUGUGGAUCAUCAAAUACCAAGAGUUGCCUUUGCACGUGUAGUGCGUGAGAUUACCAUGGAUUUUACAACCAAUGUGACACACUAUACGGCAGUGGCACUGCAAGCGCUUCAGGAGGCGACGGAAAUGUUCUUAACUCAAGUGUUUCAAGAUGCUUACAUGUUGACGAUGCAUAGAAGAGCUGUUACACUAUCUGUGUCCGAUAUGACAUUAAUACGAGCUCUGAAACUUCAACUCUAGACAUAUUGUUUCGUAAAGGGGGAACUUUGUACAUACUCGAUUUUUAUGGAUAUGGGUACAUCUAUUUGUCAUAAUAUUAUUUUACAGGAAGUUUUAGAUAUUUUUAAUAUGCAUUUAAAUAUUGCUUGAAAUAACUCACCAAUUUCAAGCUAAUAUUUAAACGUAUUUAAAAAUUAUAGGGUAUAUUAUUAAUUGUACCUAGGCACAUAUAGUACUUAGGCAUUCGGAUGCAAUGAAUUUUUGAUUGUGGUAUAUGAUACCAUAUACCAUAACACAUAACUUUUACUUACUUUAAGUUUAGUACUUACGUCGUUUUGUUGUUGUUGUUAUUUUAUUACAAUGAACUAUGUAUUGUAUAUUCU